ACCCACAGGGGCUGCUCUACAUCUCCAGUCCCAAGUAGCGGGGAGACCAGCAGCCCCUGAGCCCCAGGACAACCAGCUGAGUCUGUUCUCACAGGAGCCAUGGCGCAGAGACUGGGAAGCAUGGUUCCAACACAGCAGGAUUCCUGGCUUUGUCUCCUUCUGCUGCUGGGGCUCUUGGGAAUGGUGAUCUCAUUCCAUGUCCCACGAGGGUUAACCGGGGCUCAGUGGUUUGCAAUUCAGCACAUAAAUAUGACACACGACCGAUGCGAUGAUGCAAUGAGAGUGGUUAAUUGGUAUAGGAAUAGAUGCAAAGAUGAGAACACAUUCCUCAACACGACGUUUGCUUUUGUAGCUAAUGUUUGUAGGACUGCAAAUGUAUCCUGCUCUAAUGGCUUAACGAAUUGUCAUAAUAGCCCAGUUCGGGUAAAUAUAACAUACUGCAACCUCACAGCACCGGCACCACAAUAUACAAAAUGUAGAUAUGUACAGACACAGGCACAGAUGUACUUCAGAGUUGCCUGUAACAACAGUUCACCAGGGGACAAUGGCACCUAUCCAGUGGUUCCAGUUCACUUGGAUGCGAUCUUCUAACCUCUGGGUCAGCGCUUUGUGCCAAGCUCAUCUGCCAAGCCACACAGUCACAGCCACGGUCCCAUGCCACCAUCCACCCCGGAUAUCAGCAUCAGUCAUCAUCGCGCCAGCCCUCGACCCCCUCUAAGCUUUGCUGAGCUGAAGCUCCUUGUUCUUCUUGCAAUAAACUUCCUUACAAA
Ceratotherium simum simum (southern white rhinoceros) is the source of this 770-nucleotide messenger RNA. Lineage: Eukaryota; Metazoa; Chordata; Mammalia; Perissodactyla; Rhinocerotidae. The record is from RefSeq and is a predicted model, not a curated record.